Tachysurus fulvidraco (yellow catfish) is the source of this 1220-nucleotide messenger RNA. RefSeq lists its product as uncharacterized. Lineage: Eukaryota; Metazoa; Chordata; Actinopteri; Siluriformes; Bagridae. The coding region runs from base 131 to 1066 and encodes 311 amino acids. The transcript is spliced from 5 exons. The record is from RefSeq and is a predicted model, not a curated record.
CCACACCCACACACACCCAUUGGCUGUAUGUGGUGGUGUUUCCUGUUUAAUGUGCUAUAAGGAACAGCUCACUGCUUUACUUUAUCACAAUAACUGAAGCUGCACAGUGGAACAUCACUUCUCCUCCGAGAUGGCUGAGUCUUCCAAAAAACCAAAGAAAAGCAAAGAAGAAAGGGCAAAGGAAUUCCUCAGUAAUUCAGCUUUCGCAAGAAAUGCAUUCCUCCUCUUUAACAAAGCCACUGAUAUAGUCAGUGCCCAGGAACAGGGAGACUUACAGAGUGCCAAACAGAUACUGGAACAGAUGCUACACAGCAUCCUGUUCUUAGGUCACAUCCAUGCUGCAGUCUACCGCCCAGAAUGGAUCUUUUCUGAUGUGGAGAUGUUACAGAAAACCAUCAAAGAUUUCCCAAAACCAUUUGAUCUUUUCCAAACCCACGUGGCUCAGCGAACACCUUUCUCCUACUUUCUGCAACUGCUCACAGUGUGUUACAGCGAAAAUCAGGAAGCAACAGUGAAGAACAAACUGGCUGCAUUAUUGGCUGAUUGUAAAAAAUCAGGUGACAGAUACCCACUGAUUUCCAUUGUCAUAUGUAUCUGUGAGUAUAAUAACCGCAGAUACUAUGGUGCGUCUCUGUCCUGUGAGAGUGACAAAGAGAGAAAGAUCAUGACUUCUGUGUCUUGUCUGAAAGUGUGGCAUCGCAAAGUGUCCUCUGCUGUGAUGUCCAUGUUUCCGCAAGACACUGGAACACAAUGCACAAUACAACUCCCAGCUACAGUGAGGUGUGAAGCGUUUGCUCUGGAGGACAUGAGCCAAGUGAAACCACCCUGCGGACGCUGCCAUCAGCUCUAUUCACUUCCUGGACACACAGACAUUCUAAAUGAACCUGGUAACUGUGCUGAGACUGAGGUCAUCAGUAAUCUCCUGCAAGGCCAAGAUGUGUCCACCAUCACUGGAGAGGUUUAUAGUGACCAGGUCAUUGGAGAAAGGAUGACAGCUUGUUUUACUGAAACCAUGAGUAAAAUAAAGAAGGCAGAUAAAUAUAAUAUCCAGAAUGUCUAUAAUUAGUGUCUCUCUGAGGGAUCCUGAAGCUCUGAGAUUCUGUAGAGUUGAAUCUGAAUCUGUUUGAUCCUCUGAUUGUUAUUCUGAAUAGAUUCAUACAUUUUACCAAAAAAGUUAAUAAGAAUGAUCUCCAUUAAAUAAAACCUAAACAUGAUUAAUA